CAGUUGGCUUCUAAUAGGCCCAAAAGUGAGUCAGUUGCAGUGACUAGGGUUUUAGAGAGAUGGGAGGUAAAGGAAUUAGACGGAGAGCCAAGAACUACAGAGAAGCCCACGGCGGUUACAGUAGGCUUCCGCCGCCGCCUGAUCGUUCUCAAGUCGACACUUUGCCAUCUAAACUCCGCAAAAUCCUCUCCUACUCCACUCCCCAAGGCUCUUUGAAGCUUGCCAAAGAUGCUGAGCAGAGGAAGAAGAGAGAUGGAGUUGAUGCUGCUCAACCAAAGAAGGAUAAAGAUGAAGUGGAGGUAGAAGAAGCUAGUAUGGAAGAUGGGGAUAAUGCUGAGAAUGUUGCACCUCAGCAUUCGGAUGAGAAGAAAAAGAAGAAACGAAAGCGAAAGCAAGUGCUUGACCUUCGAUUUGAAGCAGAAGCACUGGAGCAAUCGGGAGGCCGUCUGAAAAGAAAGGAGCGCAAGAAAAAGUACUUGGAAGCAAAGAAAAACAAAAACAAAAAGGGCAAGAAAGAAGAUAAUGUAGACGACUUUCCUGGACGUGAGAAGAUUAGAUUUGGAGAGGUGGUUCAAGCUCCUCCAAAGUUGGUUGCUCCUAAGGCAUUUAAGAAUGUACAAGAUGCUUCGAAGGAGCGGGUUCGGGUCAAUGCUAUUGAGGCAUACAGGCAACGCAAAAAAUGGAACUCAAGACCAGGGAUUCAGCUCCCUAAUCCUGUGACUGCAUCCUUGUAAAUGGUACAAGUAUAAUGCGUUGGGAAAACUUAGCAUCUGUCGUCCAUUCAUGCGGAGAAAAACUUGUCUGUCCUCACAAUACAUGCAGUGAGAGUAUGGUUAGACCCACCAAGGUUUUGUGUCUCUCCAAACUGCACAACUGGUUGUAAGUUCACACCCUUCAACAGUUCAGGCAACUAAUGCUAGAUUUUUCUCGAUGUAUAUUUAUCCCUUUGCCUCUCAGAGUUCUUUUAUUCUAUCUGAAGUCCUAUGCUUCUUCAAUUUUGUAAUGUAUUCCAUGAGUUUGAUCUAGAAAUGUGCAAAACCAUUCAAGGAAUCUCAGAUUGCUAUUUAGAUUUGUAAUGUAUGGAAAGAAGAAAGUGAUUCCUUUUCCUUUUUUUAA
Molecule: messenger RNA, 1116 nt
Organism: Rosa rugosa (rugosa rose)
Lineage: Eukaryota; Viridiplantae; Streptophyta; Magnoliopsida; Rosales; Rosaceae
Exons: 5
Coding region: 60-734 (224 amino acids)
Source: RefSeq, a predicted model, not a curated record